UUGUAUAAUUAUGUUAAAUUAUUAAUAUUAAAUUGAAACAUAUGACUUAUUUAGUAUUUAGAUAACGAUUAAUAAGGUUAUGUCUAUCUAACUUACAACAGCAGUUCUGUUAUUCUAUUUAUAAAGUAUCGAUGAUUGUACUAAGCGAUAUAAAAACCGGGUCGGCUUAUGGGUACUGUACUCUGACCUUGGUCUUGAGUUGAUUGGGGAAUAGCCAACCAAAGCAGGCUUUCGGUUUCCUUAUUCAAUUGCCCAAGAAAAAAAAAGUAAAAUGGUGGUUAUGUGCAGAUAUUCCUCUGUUCUUUUAGCAGUCAUAUGUCUCCAAUUAGCAGUGAAGAGUGGACUUUCAUAUACAGCAGCAGUUGUGGAGUUUGCUCCAACGCAAUCGGAUCAUGGACCUGCAGAUACUCUUCUUGACAAUGCCCGCAGAUACAUAGAUAUUAUCAAGACAGCUGCUACGCAUAAUGCUAAUAUUGUGGUGUUCCCUGAAUGUGGUUUAACUACCAUAAAGAUUCCAGUUGUACGGCAGGACAUCUUCCCUUUUCUUAUAGAACUACCAGAAGUGGGUACCAAUCCUUGUGAUCUCGUUGAUUCGCACCAGGUUCUGCAGUUAUUAUCAUGUGCGGCAAAACAUAAUGCAAUUUAUGUUGUGGUCAACCUGAGUGAGUUGGCACACUGUUCUGUCGGCGAGACUGACUGCCCACCUGAUGGAAGUCUCUUCUACAACACUAACAUUGCCUUCAACAAGAGUGGCCACAUUGUUGCACGAUAUAGAAAAACCAACUUGUUUAUUGAACCAGAGUUCAGUAUAAUGAAGAUCCCUGACUACAGCUGGUUUGACACUGACUUUGGUGUCAGGUUUGGCAUUUUCACCUGUUUUGACAUCCUGUUUAAGGAACCAACCGCUACCUUGCUCAGAGAGCAAAACAUUACUGAUUUCGUCUACCCUACAGCAUGGUUCUCCGAACUGCCUUUUUAUAGUGCUAUAUCAGUCCAAGCUGGCUGGGCCUAUGCCAAUGAUGUGAAUCUCUUGGCUGCUGGCUAUAACAAUCCCAAAAACAAAAACACAGGGAGUGGCAUUUAUGAGGGACGAGAUGGAGAAGCUGUGGCACACAUGUCUCGUGAUACAACAACAAGGUUACUUAUAAGUACUGUCAACACAAAACAGCGUGGCACACCAUUAUCACAUUCUGAAAAGAUCACAAUCACUGGUGUAAAUUUCCAAGAACAUAAAUUGGAUAUUGAUUUCUUUCACUACAAUCUGGAAAAUUUUACAUCUACAGUCAUUUCAGGGCCAGACACAAAUCUUGAAUACUAUAAUGAAGGGUUUAGAUGUAAAAUAUCUGUACAAGUAUCUAUAACUGGAGAUGGCCCCACCUACCGAUUGGUUGCUUGGAGUGGAUUGAGGACUUACGCUGGAGACAAAACUGCAUACGUUGAAUUCUGUGGUGUUAUCGCAUGUCCUGACACACAGUUAUCAUCUUGUGGAUAUGAACCCAACUUUCUUUCCCAUCAUGUGCAGUUUUCCCAAAUUUCCAUCAGAUCUGUUUCCAAAAAGUCAUUAUUUUCAUAUCCAAUCACACUUACAGAUGGACUGUUAUCAUUUCCUGCAAAGUUAUUUUCUUUUACAUCAGAAAAAAGGAUUGAGGAAUUUCUUACAAAUUUAACUUCAAAUGAACAUAUCUUCCAACUUUAUUACUUUUGCUAUAGGUCGAGUGUAGAUUAGUGUGACCUAAACAUUCCCAGAAUAAACCAGGAUAUCUCCA
This is a messenger RNA of Homalodisca vitripennis (glassy-winged sharpshooter), 1766 nucleotides long. RefSeq names its product vanin-like protein 2. Gene Ontology annotation, molecular function: hydrolase activity, acting on carbon-nitrogen (but not peptide) bonds, in linear amides. The coding region runs from base 272 to 1726 and encodes 484 amino acids. The transcript has 7 exons. The record is from RefSeq and is a predicted model, not a curated record. NCBI's taxonomy places the organism in Eukaryota, Metazoa, Arthropoda, Insecta, Hemiptera, Cicadellidae.